AGAGCGGGAGCGCUGCGGGAAUUCGCAUCCCGCGGCCGGAGAAGGGAGCCCGAGUGGAAACAGGUUGUUGGCAUCUGCCCGUGGGAGGAAGGGGCGGCUCUGCCCGGCCGCUAGCCGAGCCUGGGCUCCGGGAGAUGGAGCCGGAGCUGCUGCCUCGCCCGCCGGCCGUGUGCUGAAGGGGAUGGACAGCGAAUUGCAGCCGGGGAGCCCGGCCCCGGGGAGCUGAGGCUCUUCCCGAGGGGCUGAGGAGCUUCCCAGGGGGCUGAGGAGCUUCCCAGAGAGCUGAGACGCUUCCCGAGCUCCCCAAGUUCCAGCAGUGCCCAGCCCGGGGUGCCCACGGCGAGUCCCACCCGCCCCGCUCCCCGGGGUCAGGCAGGUGAUUGCCUUUCUUUCUGCUCCUCUGCUUUUUCUGCGUGAAUGCUGGACAGCGAGAAGUCUGCCUGAAAGCCUGGGAGAGCUUGGGAAAAGCCACGGUGGAGAGUUGUGGUGGUUUGGAUUUAUUUGGCACAAAGUACUCGCGCCUCUGCUCGAGGGAUUCGUAUGGCUUGAAGGGCCUGUGCAACACCUGUGUGGCAGGGUGGAGCUGGCAGCUGGCACUGGGGCCCCCAUGGAUCCCCUCAACCUCUCGUGGUACGACGGGGACAGGAACUGGAGCAGGGCCCUGAACGCCUCGGAGGCGGCGCACAGGCCGCACUACAACUACUACGCCAUGCUGCUGGCCCUCCUCAUCUUCAUCAUCGUCUUCGGCAACGUCCUGGUGUGCAUGGCAGUGUCCAGGGAGAGGGCCCUGCAGACCACCACCAACUACCUGAUCGUCAGCCUGGCCGUGGCCGACCUGCUGGUGGCCACGCUCUGCAUGCCCUGGGUGGUCUACAUGGAGGUGGUUGGGGAGUGGCGGUUCAGCCGCAUCCACUGCGAUAUCUUUGUCACCCUGGAUGUCAUGAUGUGCACUGCCAGCAUCCUCAACCUCUGUGCCAUCAGCAUCGACAGGUACACGGCCGUGGCCAUGCCCAUGCUCUACAACACCCGCUACAGCUCCAAGCGCAGGGUCACCGUCAUGAUCGCCGUGGUCUGGGUGCUCUCCUUUGCCAUCUCCUGCCCGCUCCUCUUCGGCCUCAACAACACAGAUGAGAAGGAGUGCAUCAUUGGCAACCCUGCCUUCGUGGUGUACUCCUCCAUCGUGUCCUUCUACGUGCCCUUCAUGGUGACGCUGCUGGUGUACGUGCAGAUCUACAUCGUGCUGCGGCGGCGCAGGAAGCGCGUCAGCACCAAGCGCAGCAGCCACGUGCUGGACUCGGACACGCAGGCCCCCCUGAAGGAGGCAGAGAGUCACAUAGAAGAGAUGGAAAUGGAGAUGGUGUCCAGUACCAGUCCCCCUGAGAAAACGGCCCUCAAACCCACAGCACCAAGUAACCACCAGUUGAUUGUGCCAGUUGCUUCUAAUCGGGGCAACAACUCUACCCUGCAGGCACCCCUGAGCAGCCCUGGGAAGGUGGAGAAGAAUGGCCAUGCCAAAGAAUCCCACCACACAGCCAAGGUCUUCGAGAUCCACUCCCUGCCCAACGGCAAGACGAGGAACUUGCUCAAGGCCGUCAUCAGGAGGAAAAUGUCCCAGCAGAAGGAGAAGAAAGCCACGCAGAUGCUGGCCAUCGUGCUCGGUGUUUUCAUCAUCUGCUGGCUCCCCUUCUUCAUCACUCACAUCCUGAACAUGCACUGCGACUGCAACAUCCCGCCGGCCAUGUACAGCGCCUUCACGUGGCUCGGCUACGUCAACAGCGCUGUCAACCCCAUUAUCUACACCACCUUCAACAUCGAGUUUCGCAAGGCUUUCAUGAAGAUCCUCCACUGCUAAAGCCACAAACAGCGCCCGCUUUUAUUUAGGAACGGAGGGGGAAGAGGGAGCGAUGCCAUCCGUGCCGGGGAGGGGGCUGGAGCUCUGGAGCUGGGCACCGCGCGGUGCCCGGGCACCUGGUGGGGCUGGAAUGAGGUGGGAGGGUGUCUCACCUCUCUGGGUGACCUCUGGACCGGCCCCCAGGGCGCUUUUCAGAGCCAGCCUCGCGCUGUGUUGGAAGUGGAGGUGCAGGAACCGAGGAGCUCUCGCUCGGUUCUCGCCCGUGGCCACCGCCCGGCCUGGAGGGCACUGUGGACACGGGGUGGCCACGGGGCAGCAGGACGUAGCGCUGGGUACAACUCUCACCAAAGACAAGGCCAUGCUUCCCCCUGGCAGCAGGAGCCAGCCAGGGCCUCUGCAAGCUCCGUGCAAUAGCUUUGCCUUCACCUCGAGCUGACUCACCCGGUGUUUAACUGCUGAAGCCUUCAGAAAUCCCACAAAAACCAACCCAAGAACUUUCAGAGGUCCCCAGACGGGUCGAGAAGGUUCUGCCACCCCCAGACCCUGCAGCAGUGGGAGCCUACGAGCCAUGGGUGGAAGGGAGAAGGGGACAUCAGUCUCACAUCAAACCAUCGGUGUAAAUAGGAAUGAAUAGGAUGGAUUGUGGAGCCCCAAGCC
Molecule: messenger RNA, 2509 nt
Organism: Zonotrichia leucophrys gambelii
Lineage: Eukaryota; Metazoa; Chordata; Aves; Passeriformes; Passerellidae
Gene: DRD2
Product: dopamine receptor D2
Exons: 7
Coding region: 608-1852 (414 amino acids)
Biological process (GO): adenylate cyclase-inhibiting dopamine receptor signaling pathway; regulation of potassium ion transport; phospholipase C-activating dopamine receptor signaling pathway
Cellular component (GO): glutamatergic synapse; presynaptic membrane; plasma membrane
Molecular function (GO): G protein-coupled receptor activity; dopamine neurotransmitter receptor activity, coupled via Gi/Go
Source: RefSeq, a predicted model, not a curated record